This is a messenger RNA of Eucalyptus grandis, 1345 nucleotides long. Its product is annotated as protein SENSITIVITY TO RED LIGHT REDUCED 1. The transcript is spliced from 2 exons. The record is from RefSeq and is a predicted model, not a curated record. Gene Ontology annotation, biological process: microtubule-based process. Lineage: Eukaryota; Viridiplantae; Streptophyta; Magnoliopsida; Myrtales; Myrtaceae. Gene Ontology annotation, cellular component: cytoplasm; nucleus. The coding region runs from base 389 to 1195 and encodes 268 amino acids.
UUAAUAGAUUCUCAUGUACGUUUUUCAUUUGGUAAUUUUUAUUAGUUUUUGCUUUUCCAAAGAAAAUCAAAAUCGCAGCCGGAGAGAGGCGGAGUCAGAGAGGGAACGCCUGAAAGAGACGGCGGGGGGGUCUUAGGGUUUCUCCAUCUUCUUCUCAGAUCCUCUGCCCCUCUUCCAAGUUCGCUGCAAUUCCAAAGCUUGAUCUUGCGACAGCGAAGGAGAUCGCUUCGGUGCGAGGAAGAGGAAGCGGAAGAGGGAGAGGAAACGAUUCCAGAACGAACCACGAGUUCGAGCUUCCUAGCAUUUUCGAUCCCGCGGAUCCGGAUCAGAACGCUCCCCUUCUCCUGAACCGAAAGGAUCCAACUCAGGAUAGAAGAUCUCGCAUGACAUGGCUGCCUCUGCGAAAACUCUUGCCCUUGGAAAUUGCUCCUUAAACGGAGAAUGGACUGUUGUUGAACGUCGGCGUGGCAAAGAAAGAAGAUAUGUCCCGAGGAUCAAACUGCCAGAAGUAAGAGAAGCAUGGACUCCAGCAGAUGCCAACGUAGAUACUGAAAGAGUAUCCAAAUUGUUGCAGAUGCUGGAGACAUGUAUAAAGAGGAUGGAAAACUCUCAGUUCUACCAGUGUUUUGUGGAACAAAUUGAAAAUUCAGAAACUUUUAAUUGCUUUCACCGGGUUUUGGGCUCUGAAUCGGAGAUGCAGGUGGUUGUUUAUGGUAUCGGCAGCAUUGACUCAUAUGAAACCCCAAGGCUGCAGCUGAGCCUCUUAUUAUUGAUGAAGAGAAAGUUCAGUUGGAUAGGAGGCAUAGAAGUUUUUGAUCCCAUACUUUCUGCGACGGAAUCUCGAGUGCUACAAGCUCUCGGUUGCUCUGUCCUCUCGGUUAAUGAGCAAGGUCGUCGCUGUGCUCUAAAGCCCACGCUUUUUUACAUGCCUCACUGUGAGGCCGAGUUAUAUGACAAUCUUCUGCAUGCCAAUCAGGAGGCAGCCACGCUGAAGAAUGUAGUACUGUUUGGAAAUAGCUUUGAAACGUAUGAGGAGUACGCAUCUGCGAUUAGAAAUUCUUCCAUAGUCCAUUCUGCAGGGCAUAUAUUGGCUCUUAGGAAAUUCACAAGUGAGUACAAAAUCCAGAUUGUGUCCGAUGAUUCUUUUAAAGCCUUCCACGAUUCAAGUUGGCAUUUUUUCCACCAAUGUGCGUGACGCAUAGGUGCUAUUUGUGUAAACCCGAUCAAUAUUGUUGAUCAGCAUUGUGAAAAACUAUGUGCUGGUAGAAACAGAGUGGCUUUGGCAUUAAGUUAUUGUGGGAAUUCAUCUGCGUAUGAAAUGGACUUCAACGAUUUAUCCCAAAAA